CUGCACUCGUGUUUCUAGUCACUACCAACAUCUUAGACUGCAAGAGGCAGCGUGUUAGAGUUGCUGCUGGAAAAUGCUACGUCUGUAUCUUUCUCUGCUUAUUUGGUCCUUGUCUGAGGUUUCUCCAGUUUAUUCAGAGGUGGUAGCCCCUACUUCUCUGUGCCAACCAUCAUGGCUUCUUUUUGGAGAGAGGUGUUAUGCUUUCUUCCCCGUGUGGAGCUCCUGGAGCACUGCUAGAACUUUGUGCUCUCAGACUGGUGGGACCCUCAUGCUGCUCAACACACCAGAGGAAAAGAAAAUUAUCAAUCAGCUGACAAACACCAGCACACCUGUGUGGCUGGGUGGAUACAAGAAUGACUCUCAGCUCUGGAGCAACGACGACAACUGGACCGACCAGGCUGACGGAAAGACCAACGGGUGCAGGGCCUGUAUGCAAAUGACACCAAAAAGUAAAGUUAUUCAUUCAGGAGGCAGCCAGUGUUCU
This is a messenger RNA of Cyprinodon variegatus (sheepshead minnow), 484 nucleotides long. Its product is annotated as regenerating islet-derived protein 4-like. The transcript is spliced from 5 exons. Lineage: Eukaryota; Metazoa; Chordata; Actinopteri; Cyprinodontiformes; Cyprinodontidae. The annotation marks the transcript as partial. The record is from RefSeq and is a predicted model, not a curated record.